UGGCCAACUGGCUGGUAGUCCUCUCUAAUCCAUAAUGGAUGAAGGACUGGCCUUUAAACCUCUAACUCUCCCACCUCCUACUUUUACCCUCCCCCAAACAGAGUGGUGCCAUGACAACGGGAAUAACUACCGCAUCGGUGAGAAGUGGGACCGCCACGCAGAGAACGGUCACAUGAUGAGCUGCACCUGCCUCGGCAACGGCAAAGGAGAGUUCAAGUGCGAGCCACAUGAGUCCACAUGUUAUGAUGAUGGGAAGAUGUACCAGGUGGGAAACCAGUGGCAGAAGGAGUACCUGGGGGCCAUUUGCACCUGUACCUGCCAUGGAGGACAACAGGGCUGGAGAUGUGAGGACUGCCAUCGCCCUGGUGCUGAUGUAGAUGCAGACCUGCUGCAGCCCAUACACACAGACGCCUUCGGCCGCUACAGAGAGAACGCCCUGCGCAAACUGAAUAUCCAGUGUCCUAUUGAAUGUCUGAGACCAGACCUGUUGGCAGACGCCCAAAGCCCAACUGAAUAGGGUCCCUCUUCCUCCCUUGUUCUGCUAAGUUUGUGGUUAGCCUUUAUGUGAAGGAAGUUUAUCUCCCCCAACCCCCUAAAAAAAGAACAACAACCCAUCCCAGCUCCCUAAAAUGAUACUGUCUCACCUUCACCUUCAAGAGAGAAACUGGAGGAUUGUGAAACAAAAUGUCCACCACUCUCUCUGUAGACCAGUUGUUGUGAAGGCUUGGUUGUUAGGACAGGCUGAGAUUUUAGGGAGCUGAGAUGGGACCUGUACAAAAACUGCACGUCUUCCUUACUGGUUCUGAUUUUUGGUUUGGACCAGAACACCAGCACCAUCUUUAUCCUGCUGCACCUUGUUGUACACCUGCCUUUUGCAGUAAGACUCCCUACCACAUCACAUCCUAUCCUGUUGCAUCACUUCCUGUGUAAGAACUGUCUUAUUCACUUUGCUGGGCUUCCCACUCACCCCCACCUUGCCCUCCAGCCCCGUCCACGGCCAAUCGAGAAAGAGAAUGCAAAGCUGACCUAUGCAGUGAACCUUAGUGCCUUACAGUAUUCCCUCUUUGAGGUUCGGUCCCUGAAGGACGUUUUCUACCCCCUUUGAGAUGACGACUGAGAAUGACACAGUGGAGAAGUGACGACGACUGGAAAAAGAAAAUGGCUCAGUGUAUUUAAUAAAGAUUAGUCCCAGAUCUCUUCAUCCUCAGAGCGGACCCUACCUGCCUUUAGGACACCCCUAAUGCUCAGAGAUCAGCAUCCCCUUCAUUUAGUAGACUUUAAGAAAAGAAAUUGAGUAUAUUUUUCAAAAUCAAGCACUGACUUUAUAUGAUCGUCGCAUUGCCUCAUUGGCAGUUGUCGAGCCGGCAUGGAUUUCUGUAGAAAUUGAUUUGGCCAUAUUUUAACUAUCGUCCCUUUUUUAUACCCGGCAACAGCAGAAAGCACUGUGGUUUUAUUGAUGGUUUCAUUUAGUAGAAACACACUUAACUGAUAUCGACUUGGUUUAGUGUUAUUGUAAUUUUUUUUGUCGUUAAAAUUGAUUUCAUAUUUUUAUGUUUCUUUUUGGUUGAACUUGUUUUUAUUUAUCCCAAUAUAUGUUAAGCAUUUUUUGUUGGAAUGCAAAUCUUGGGGUGUACACUUUUUUUUGUUUUGAAUUUUUUUAUAUUGUAGGUGCCAAAGUCUAAACUACUGUGGACUUAAAAUCCUUUUUAAUAAAGUUUUACAAAAAAAUAUA
Molecule: messenger RNA, 1732 nt
Organism: Clupea harengus (Atlantic herring)
Lineage: Eukaryota; Metazoa; Chordata; Actinopteri; Clupeiformes; Clupeidae
Gene: fn1a
Product: fibronectin-like
Exons: 4
Coding region: 35-517 (160 amino acids)
Biological process (GO): heart development; cell-matrix adhesion; cell-substrate junction assembly
Cellular component (GO): extracellular region
Molecular function (GO): integrin binding; proteoglycan binding; extracellular matrix structural constituent
Source: RefSeq, a predicted model, not a curated record